This is a messenger RNA of Periophthalmus magnuspinnatus, 1110 nucleotides long. RefSeq names its product protein lifeguard 1. The coding region runs from base 47 to 1063 and encodes 338 amino acids. The record is from RefSeq and is a predicted model, not a curated record. Gene Ontology annotation, biological process: negative regulation of apoptotic signaling pathway. The transcript has 6 exons. Lineage: Eukaryota; Metazoa; Chordata; Actinopteri; Gobiiformes; Gobiidae. Gene Ontology annotation, cellular component: endoplasmic reticulum; membrane; Golgi apparatus.
CUCGUUUCACUGAGACUCCACACUCGGCUCUGAAGAUUUCUUAAACAUGUCGGACCCGGUGCUCGUUGAGCCUCAGGACGCUGCUGCCUCUGAGCCGCCUCCUGCUGCUCCUCAAUUCUCCAUCCAGACCUCCCCAAGUCCUGAUCCUAAUCCUGAUCUGAAUCCUGGUCCAGAUCCUGAUCCAAAUCCCUAUUUAGGUCCCGCUCCAAGUCCUGGUUUUAGACCGGAUUUUCUUGUAGUCCAGCCUGAAGUCCAGCCUGAAGUCCAGCCUGAAGAGCCUCCUCCGUACUCCACAGUGACCCCUGGUGUCUACCCCUCGCAGAAACCCGGCGAGCCGUUUCCAUACGAGACCUUCCCAGAGUCCGGACUAAACCCAGAGGUCUGUUCUGUAGAGGCGACUGUCACAACAUCUGCUUUUGAAGACAAGACCAUACGGAGGGCUUUUGUCAGGAAGGUCUUCAGUCUCGUGUUCCUGCAGCUGCUCUUCACCUUCUGUGUGGUUUGCAUCUUCACGUUCUCGUCGACCGUGAAGGAGCUGGUCCAGUCGAGUAUCUGGGUUUACGUCUCGGCCUACAUCGUUUUCGCCGUGGUCGUGGUGCCGCUGAGUCUCUGCACGUCCCUGAGCCGACGACACCCAUGGAACCUCAUCGCUCUGGUGGUGGUGACCGUGAGUUUGUCGUACAUGGUGGGGACGAUCGCCUCGUACCACGACACCAUGACGGUGAUUAUGGCCAUGGGAGCCACGCUGACCAUUUCUCUGGGCAUCAUCGCCUUCGCCACACAGAGCCGUUAUGACUUCACCCUGUGCUACGUCCUCCUCCUCAUCCUCGGUCUGGACCUGCUCAUGUUUGUGGUUUUCUCCUCGUUUUAUUAUUCUCACAUGGCUGAUGUUGGAUAUGGAUCUCUGGGGGCGCUGCUCUUUUCUCUGUUCCUGAUGGCUGAUGUCCAGAUGAUGACCGGUUCUAUGUCUCACCGUGUGAGUCCAGAGGAUUAUGUGACUGCAGCUCUGAUCAUUUAUCUGGACAUUGUCCUGAUCUUCCUCUACCUGCUCGGACGAAGAUGAGAACGCUCCUCUACACCUCCUCUACACCUUCUCCUCACCUCCUCACC